This is a messenger RNA of Megalobrama amblycephala (Wuchang bream), 2615 nucleotides long. It is a transcript of the gene lpar4, whose product is annotated as lysophosphatidic acid receptor 4. Gene Ontology annotation, cellular component: membrane. NCBI's taxonomy places the organism in Eukaryota, Metazoa, Chordata, Actinopteri, Cypriniformes, Xenocyprididae. Gene Ontology annotation, biological process: phospholipase C-activating G protein-coupled receptor signaling pathway; positive regulation of Rho protein signal transduction. Gene Ontology annotation, molecular function: lysophosphatidic acid receptor activity. The transcript has 3 exons. The coding region runs from base 444 to 1499 and encodes 351 amino acids. The record is from RefSeq and is a predicted model, not a curated record.
UAAUAAAUUAAGGAAAAUGAAUACAAAAAUAAUUUUUUAUUUUGGUCCUCCAAAGCACACUUUCACAAAGCGGUUUCUUCAGACUCUCCAAGCGCGCUCACGAUAAUAUGCAGGAGAGGCGCGUUCUCGCGGAACAGGCACGGAUUUCUCCAGUGGGUCGCCGGUUCUGGAUCACAGCGGAUGGUGUAAACUCUGAGUGUUUGUUGGUGUCGCGAUCCUCAUCUGUUUAAAAUAUGAGAUUUCCCUGAAGAAUCGCGUCACAGUAAACCACAGAUUUGCCUGUCGGUCUGUGCUGUAACCAGACGAAUGAAGCAGACUGUACUUUCAAAGCACAAGAUGUGAACAUCUGAGUAGAUGAUGGGAAGGCCGGAUCACGCAGAGCUCCUGCUGAGUGUUGGGAAUUAACUGGAAACAGAAGAACAGCUUCCACUGCGAGUGCCACAAUGGCCAGUCUUGUUCUCAAUGAGACGGGGAUGGAGAACUGUGGCAUCGAUGACUCCUUCAAGUAUAACCUGUACGGUGUGGUGUACAGCGUGGCGUUCGUUCUGGGUCUGGCCACUAACUGCGCUUCACUGUUCGUCUUCUGCUGUCGCAUGAAACUGCGUAACGAGACCACGCUUUUCAUGACCAAUCUAGCUUUAUCAGACUUAGUGUUUGUGUUCACUCUCCCUUUCAAAAUCUUCUAUAACGUGAAUCGCCACUGGCCUUUCGGCGAUACGCUGUGCAAGAUCUCCGGAGGAGCCUUCAUCACCAACAUCUACGGCAGUAUGCUGUUCCUCACGUGCAUCAGCGUGGAUCGCUUCCUGGCUAUCGUCUACCCCUUCCGCUCGCUGUCCAUCCGUACCCGCCGCAACGCUGGCAUCGUGUGCGGCACCAUCUGGUUGCUGAUCCUGGGUGGAGGCAUGUCAGUCACCUUCUUCUCUGCCACCAACCAGUCCAAGACUAGCACCACCUGCUUCGAGGGAUUCUCCAAGAAAACGUGGAAGACCCAUUUGUCCAAGAUCACCAUCUUCAUUGAAGUGGUGGGUUUCCUCAUACCGUUGAUGAUCAACCUAGCCUGCUCUUCCAUGGUGCUGAGGACUUUGCGUAGACCUGCUACUCUGUGUCAGAUCGGCACCAACAAGCGGCGCGUUCUGCGUAUGAUCGUAGUGCAUUUGGCCAUUUUUAUUGUUUGCUUUGUGCCUUACAAUUCGGUUCUGUUUGUCUAUGCCAUGGUGCGCACUCGAGCGCUCGCGAGCUGCUGGGUGGAGAGGCUCGCACGGACCCUGUAUCCCAUAACGCUUUGCGUCGCGACCUUCAACUGCUGCUUUGACCCGGUGGUCUACUACUUCACCUCCGAGUCCUUUCAGAAAUCACUGUCUACCGGGAAGUGUCAGGCCAUGCAGGAAAACACGCUGAGGAGCGAUGGCCCCGUGUCUGCCAAGGAGAAUACUGACGCGGUUGAGCUCCACACGCUGACCAGCAACGGAAAAGAUCAGGGCAGCGAGACUCCGUUCUGAAGAGCGUAGAAGAAGAUCUGUGAAAAAUGACUGGAAUCUGGACUUUGUCCACUGAAACCCGUGCAUGAAACAUCUAACACUGUCCGGUCGUUUGCGUCAACUACUUAAAACGUAGAUCUACUAAAGGCAGUGUGUGUUUACACAGGUGUGCAGUGUGUCACUGUAUUUGAUCAAUAAGUACCAUAACAUAUACAUUUGUAUUGUGCCGUGUUGUAUUUUUACCCAUAAGCACCUUCUGAAAGUUUUGUUACAGAUCUGUGUUAAUGACUUGUUUGAAUGUUUGUGUAAAUUUUGCAGUCUGCAAAAUUUGGUUUGCCUUUUACUGAAAACAAUAAUGGUAAGCAGUUAACUGAUUAAUCGUAAACACUUAAAUGUACUUAACACUAUAAGCACACAAUCCCAUUAGGUGGAAAUAUCUGCAAAACUAGAACAGAAAGUGGUUCAAGCUCUACAGAAGAAGAGGUUCAUCCGCUGUAAAACUGGUGAACAGAAACACUUGUGUAUUCAUGUUUUCACACAUCCGUCAGUGCAUUACUGUGGCUGUGACGAUCCUCAGUGCUCCAGACGGCCCUGAAGUUUCCUAAGAUGUCUGUCAUUAAUCCAGGCGUUAGUCUUCAUGUAGCUGUUUAUAAACAUGUCAACAGUGUAACUAGUUUGACUAACUGUGACGGCAGAUGAUGUUUACGUCAGUGUCCACUAUAAGACCUGACCAGUGCAGUUUGUGUGAAUAAAGAGUGGCCAGUGACUGUUUUCAUCUAAUAGCUGUAGAUGCUUUUUUCACGCAGUGCAUCAUGGGAGGAUGAUUCAAAUUGUGUGGUGACCAGCAAGAGUUAUUUUACUUCUGCAUUUUGUUUUUUCUGAUGUGGAUAUUUGCAACUUUUUUUAUGAAUAUAUUAUCUGUAAAUGAUCUAUUAUUGUAUUUUAAACAUCCAGUGAAGUCUCUAAUUUUACAUAAUGGCAGGCUAGUGUAUUUUACUCAGACAUGACAGAGUAAAUGGAUCCAGAAGCUGGGGUAUCCUUCAGGAUAAGAUGUAGAAACUUACUCUCUGAACAUAACCUGAACACAACCUGAACAUAACCUGAACAUAAUCUGAACAUAACCUGAAUAUAACCUGA